This is a messenger RNA of Corylus avellana, 1020 nucleotides long. Its product is annotated as LOB domain-containing protein 1. The record is from RefSeq and is a predicted model, not a curated record. Lineage: Eukaryota; Viridiplantae; Streptophyta; Magnoliopsida; Fagales; Betulaceae.
CUCUCUCUCUCUCUCUCUCUUUUCUUUCUCUCUUUCACAGAGAAAUACACAGAAGCAAAUAUUUGAAGCAAAGAUGGAGUCAUGCAGCGACACAAACACUAGCACCACUCCAUCAACCCCUCUCUCUCACUCUCCAUCUUCAUCGUCUUCUCCUCCUCAUCCGGUUGUUCUAAGCCCUUGCGCGGCAUGCAAGAUUCUGAGGCGGCGGUGUGCGGAGAAAUGCGUGUUGGCUCCCUACUUCCCCCCGACCGAGCCGGCCAAGUUCACCAUCGCUCAUAGGGUGUUUGGUGCUAGCAACAUCAUCAAGUUCUUGCAGGAACUCCCAGAAUCCCAGAGGGCAGAUGCAGUGAGCAGCAUGGUCUACGAGGCUAGCGCAAGAAUUAGAGACCCAGUUUACGGGUGCGCCGGGGCAAUAUGCCAGCUCCAGAAGCAAGUGAACGAGCUGCAGGCGCAAUUAGCCAAGGCUCAGGCGGAGCUCGUCAACAUGCAAUCCCAGCAAGCCCACCUUGUAGCCUUAAUUUGCAUGGAGAUGUCACAAUCCCCACAAGCAUCGCCGCCACAACAGUCAUCGCUUCAUGAUAACUUCACAUCUGUUAAUCCUCACAGCUACCUGCAGGCCAAUCCCAAUAAUUGCUUUCUUGACGACAACAAUCUUGCGGGAUCUCUUUGGGAGCCUCUUUGGACAUGAUCAAAUUAAAUUAAAUUAAAAAAAAAAAUCAUAAUCUAUUAUAUAUAUAUAUAUAUAAUUAAUGUAGCCGUACGUAUUUGAAAACUCCUUCUCCUAAGGAGAAGUGAACUAAGGACAUUGAAUUAAUAAGCUCAAAUUAGUAGGAGGGUACGUAGAUGUUGUAAUAUUAUUGUAUGAAUUAGGAUCUAAUCUCUUUGUUAAGCCUAGGCAAAGUAGAUGGGGUCUGUUUUUUUUUUCCAUCCUUGUAAUCUUGCAAUAGUGGAGAGAAAGAGAGGUAUGGUUGUUCUAAUUAAGUCCAUAUAUUGUAAGCUGAUUAUUGAAUCUUAAGCCAA